Molecule: messenger RNA, 390 nt
Organism: Anisakis simplex (herring worm)
Lineage: Eukaryota; Metazoa; Nematoda; Chromadorea; Rhabditida; Anisakidae
Source: the annotation of a GenBank genome assembly
AUGAAGUGGAACAUAAAAUUUGAUGGAAAUAAUCAAAUUUCAGAACGUGAUUCAUUAGGUCAGUAUUCAAAGAGUGAUUAUGUGGCAGCAGCCGUAGUGGAAGGUAAUAAUGGUGGUGGUGCAUCAGAGAGUAUAAAUGUAAACCAAUCGUUGAGUAUUAUCAACUCGUCAGAUGCCAUUAGUAAUGCUCAACAGCAACACCAACAACAACAAACAAUACGACGAAUUGCUCAAUUGUGCAGUCAGGCUGGUUCAACAUCGGGUCUCAAGAAAAUGCGUGAAUGUCCGCUUUGUUUCAUCAGGCAGCCUGCCGGCAACUUCCCGAAAUUGACAUGUUGUAAUCAUCGAUCGUGUAGAUCGUGUCUUGUUCAGGUUAUUUUUUUCAUUUAG